This is a messenger RNA of Cajanus cajan (pigeon pea), 851 nucleotides long. Its product is annotated as putative invertase inhibitor. The record is from RefSeq and is a predicted model, not a curated record. NCBI's taxonomy places the organism in Eukaryota, Viridiplantae, Streptophyta, Magnoliopsida, Fabales, Fabaceae. Gene Ontology annotation, molecular function: enzyme inhibitor activity.
ACCAAAACUCACACCAUACUCAGAUUUUACACCAAAUAAAUGACGUUACACCCCUCUUUCUCCUGCUUCUCUUUCUACCUUGUUUUCUCCUUUGUCACCUCACUCCCUCUCGGAACAAGGUCCACCUCCUUGACUACACCCAAGGACAUAAUCAACGAGACCUGCCAAAAAUGUGCCAACCAAUCCAUCAUCUUGAGCUACGGCCUAUGCUCGACUUCUCUCCCAGAAAUUCCAGUGAGCCACUCGGCCAAUCUGGAAGGGUUGGCUUUGGUUGCAAUGGAGCUAGCCCUAGAGAACGUGACUAGCACGCUUGCGACGAUAGAGAAGCUGUUGGAUAGUACGAGCUUGGAUAACUUUGCUUUGGGGUGCUUAGCGGAUUGCUUGGAACUAUACUCUGAUGCUGCAUGGACGAUAGUGAACUCCGUAGGGGUUUUCUUGUCUGGGAACUAUGAAGUAACUAGGACGUGGAUGAGUUCGGUCAUGGAAGCAGCGUCCACGUGCCAGCAAGGUUUUAGUGAGAGGGCUGAGGUUUCUCCUUUGACGCAGGAGAAUUAUAAUCUCUUUCAGUUGUGUGGUAUUGCGCUUUGCAUCAUUCACAUGGCUACCCCUGAAGCACCUUUUACUUAAUUAACCCGCUCAUCAAUUUGGUACUAUAUAUAUAUAUAUAUAUAUAUAUAUAUGUUGUCUUCCAUAAUAAAGUGAGUGAUAGAAACGUUGUAUCUUGAAGAGAGAGAGAGAGAGAAAUUAUGGGAGGAAGACUGAGGAGAGAUAGAUGCUAGCUAGACAUCGAUUAGAAGCAAUUAUGUAUUUUUUUUUUUAAAAUAUAGUGAUUUUGUUUUGAAACUACAUUA